GAGCUGUCAGCGGCCCCGGUGUCGCGGUGUCGCGGCCGUGUCGCGGUGUCGCGGCCAUGGCGGGGCUGCUGCCGGCGCUGGUGGCGGUGUCGCAGAAGGCGGCGGAGGUGGCGCGGCGCUGCCGGGCGGAGGAGCCGCUCUUCCGGCUCCUGGUGGCCGAGAAGUCGGGCCCGGAGCGCAGCGCCCGCUUCGAGCGCGACUUCAAGACGCUGGCGGAUGUCCUGAUCCAGGAGCUCAUCAAACACGACCUGGGGACACAGUUCCCCGAGCUCCGGGGACACAUCCACGGCGAGGAGAGCAGCGAGUUCAGGGACGCGCACGGUGGCAUGGUGACAGUGCGGGUCGGUGCCACCCCGGAGGACACGGUGGCCCUGCUGGUGGCCGUGCUGGGCCCCGAGCACACGAGGGCGGCCGAGCUGCUGGCAGAGGCCGUGCACCAGGAGGUGACACUUGGGGACACGGAGCUGGAUGGCAUCGACCCGGGAUUGUCCCCAGGAGAGCUGGGGAUCUGGAUAGACCCCAUUGACUCCACCAACGAGUUCAUCGGGGGGCGCGAGGACGUGGCCGCCGUCGAUGGCGUCGCCCCCGGGGGGCUGCGCUCGGCCCUGGUGCUCGUGGGGGCCUUCGACCGCCGCAGCGGGGUCCCCGUGCUGGGCGUCAUCAACGAGCCCUUCUUCCAGAGGGACCCCCAGAGCCACAGGUGGCAGGGUCGCUACCACUGGGGGGUGGCUCACGGUGCCACCCGCCUGUGCUCGCUGUCCCCUCCGGUGCCCCGUGCGCGCCCCCGCGUGGUGCUGAGCCGGGCCGAGAGCGCGGCCGUGCGGGGGGCUCUGGCCUCGCUGGGGGGUGGUCCCCCGCUUUUCGCGGCCGGGGCCGGCUACAAACUGCUCUGCGUGGCGCUGGGGCUGGCGGACGCCUUCGUGCUCUCGCAGGCCACCACCUUCGCCUGGGACUCGUGCGCCCCGCACGCCGUGCUCAGGGCCCUGGGCGGGGGCGUCGUGGCCUUGGCGGGGGCGCUGCGGGCGGGGGGCGGCACCGGGGACCCCCCCGAGCUGCGCUACCACCGGCCCGGAGCGGGCGGGAGCGGCCCCGAGCGCUGGGCGAACCGAGAGGGGCUCGUGGCGUUCGUGCAUCCGCCGGUGCUGCGGGCGGUGCUGGGGGCGCUGGGGGCGCUGGGGGACGGCGGCGGUGAGCGGGACCGGGAGCGGGUGGGGAACGGCCCCGGGACCACCGGAAACGGGACCGGGACCAGGACCGGGACCACCGGGACUGGGGGAGAAAUGGCACCGGGACCGGGGGGAUCGGAGGGGGAAACGGCACCGGGACCAGCGGGAGUGGGUGGAAGCGUUACCCGGGACCACCGGGAACCGGAAGGGGAACAGCCCCGGGAGCGGGGCAGGGGGAGAACAGCCCCGGGAACUCCGGGAGCACCGGGAGCGGGGCAUGAAGCAGAACCGGAACCGGGACCGGGACUUGGGAGGGAGCGGUACCGGGAGCACCGGGAACACCGGGAGCGGUACCGAGACCACCGGGCCGGGCUGGAGCGGUACCGGAGCCGGUACCGGUAG
Messenger RNA from Camarhynchus parvulus, 1568 nucleotides. RefSeq names its product inositol polyphosphate-1-phosphatase (gene INPP1). Gene Ontology annotation, biological process: phosphatidylinositol phosphate biosynthetic process. The record is from RefSeq and is a predicted model, not a curated record. Gene Ontology annotation, molecular function: inositol-1,4-bisphosphate 1-phosphatase activity. The transcript has 7 exons. Lineage: Eukaryota; Metazoa; Chordata; Aves; Passeriformes; Thraupidae. The coding region runs from base 57 to 1568 and encodes 503 amino acids.